Messenger RNA from Drosophila subobscura, 373 nucleotides. RefSeq lists its product as uncharacterized. The transcript has a single exon. The coding region runs from base 32 to 253 and encodes 73 amino acids. Lineage: Eukaryota; Metazoa; Arthropoda; Insecta; Diptera; Drosophilidae. The record is from RefSeq and is a predicted model, not a curated record.
CGCAAAUUUGGCAGCAAAAAACACUCACAAAAUGGUCUAUACAGAGCGUACGGAUAAGUGCACCACCAGCACCAAGGAUAAUCACAGCAGCAAGGACCGUUCGCGGUCCAACUCCCAGUCACAGGGCAGCAGCAGCAAGCCCAGCCACAGCUCGGGCGCGUGGAGCAGCCAGGCCUCGAGCUCGGACAAAUGGAAGUACAACAACAUGGUGCGAGAGGAUCGGGAGCAGUUCAACGGAAUGCAUUUCUCCUAAACGGGGAGAAGGCAUCACACUUAGUUGUAGUACUCGCUUAAUGGACUUAAGUAUUGCCAUGUGAUACGUGAAAAAAGAAACCGAAAAUCGAAAUUCCAAUUGGAUAAGACAAAAUUAAAA